This is a messenger RNA of Aspergillus clavatus NRRL 1, 1239 nucleotides long. Its product is annotated as Zn(2+) transporter YKE4. Gene Ontology annotation, biological process: intracellular zinc ion homeostasis; zinc ion transmembrane transport. The record is from RefSeq and is a predicted model, not a curated record. The transcript has 3 exons. Gene Ontology annotation, molecular function: zinc ion transmembrane transporter activity. Bases 1 to 1239 code for a protein of 412 amino acids. Gene Ontology annotation, cellular component: membrane. Lineage: Eukaryota; Fungi; Ascomycota; Eurotiomycetes; Eurotiales; Aspergillaceae.
AUGUCUCCGAAGCGAAGGACGGGCUUGGCCCUCGUGGCCGGUCUCCUGUUAUUCACGGUGCUAGCCGCUGCCACUGCUGACAGCCAAAACAAAGUCUCCGUGGGUGAUCUCUCCGUCGCAGAGAUCGAGGAGAAAUUGCAGGAAUGCCCACUCGUCGAGGCCCUCAAUGAGCACAAACGCGCAACCAGCCCACCAACGGCCAGCCUGAUGUCGAGAAUCUUCGCCGUCCUCUUCCCUGGCAGCCCCGCGGUCAAUGCAAUCCUCGCGACUGUAUAUAUCUCCGGACCUCCGAACUUCCUCUUGGCGCUGUGUCCACCCAACAUCGACCCGUCGUCCCUGUCGGUCAUGGUCGCCUUCGCCGUAGGAGGAUUACUGGGUGAUACUCUGUUCCAUCUGCUCCCCGAGAUCUUCCUGGGCGAGGAUUCCCCGGAACAGGUGCGCUUCGUCAUGGUCGAACCCAACCGCAAUCUUCUUCUUGGUCUUGGCAUCAUGGUGGGCUUCUUCACCUUCGUCGCGAUGGACAAGGCCCUCCGCAUUGCCACCGGAGGCGCAGGACACGACCACUCCCACUCGCAUGCGCACAGCGAGAGCCCCUCACAUGGCACAACCACCAGCUCCGACACCAACCCCAAGGCCAGCACCACGGAACUCCGCAAACGCAAAGCCGAUGCCCCCUCCUCGCCCGAAACCGUGCCCGAGAAGGAGAUCAACCCCAGCGUCAAGCUCGGCGGCUACCUCAACUUGAUCGCCGACUUCACGCACAACAUCACCGACGGCCUCGCCAUGUCCUCCUCCUUCUACGCCUCCCCCACCAUCGGCGCUACCACAACCGUCGCCGUCUUCUUCCACGAGAUCCCACACGAGGUCGGCGACUUCGCCCUCCUCGUGCAGUCCGGCUUUUCGAAGCGCAAGGCCAUGGGCGCCCAGUUCGUUACCGCCAUCGGCGCCUUCCUGGGUACCUUCAUCGGCAUCGCGAUCCAGGAGCUCGGCGGCGGGCACGGCGCCGCGGCCGCGACCGCCGCGGGUACUGGCGCGGGUGCCCACGCCGGCUUGCUGGGUACGAGUCUCGUCUGGGGCGACAUGUUGCUGCCUUUUACCGCGGGGACGUUCCUGUACGUCGGCACCGUCUCGGUGAUCCCGGAGCUGCUGGAGACCGGCAAGGACAAGAAGGUGGAGAUCAAGAAGACGAUCACGCAGUUUCUGGCUGUAGCCGUGGGUGCGGGGAUCAUGCUUGCGUGA